Molecule: messenger RNA, 1089 nt
Organism: Saccharomyces paradoxus
Lineage: Eukaryota; Fungi; Ascomycota; Saccharomycetes; Saccharomycetales; Saccharomycetaceae
Gene: HEM12
Product: uroporphyrinogen decarboxylase HEM12
Exons: 1
Coding region: 1-1089 (362 amino acids)
Biological process (GO): heme biosynthetic process
Cellular component (GO): cytosol
Molecular function (GO): uroporphyrinogen decarboxylase activity
Source: RefSeq, a predicted model, not a curated record
AUGGGUAAGUUUCCAGCUCCAAAAAACGAUUUGAUAUUGAGAGCCGCAAAGGGUGAAAAAGUCGAGAGACCGCCAUGCUGGAUUAUGCGCCAAGCAGGCCGUUACCUGCCUGAAUAUCAUGAAGUGAAAAAUAACCGUGAUUUCUUUCAAACUUGUAGGGAUGCGGAAAUCGCUUCUGAGAUUACUAUCCAGCCCGUGAGACGCUAUAGGGGCCUCAUUGAUGCUGCUAUUAUUUUCAGUGAUAUUUUAGUUAUUCCGCAAGCCAUGGGUAUGAGGGUUGAAAUGCUUGAAGGUAAAGGUCCACAUUUCCCAGAACCUUUAAGAAAUCCGGAAGACCUCCAGGCCGUGUUGGACUACAAGGUUGACGUUUUGAAAGAGUUAGAUUGGGCUUUUAAGGCAAUCACUAUGACAAGGAUCAAGUUAGAUGGUGAGGUGCCCUUAUUUGGCUUUUGCGGGGGGCCCUGGACCCUAAUGGUUUAUAUGACGGAAGGCGGCGGAUCACGUCUUUUCAGAUUUGCCAAACAGUGGAUUAACAUGUAUCCAGAGCUCUCUCAUAAUUUAUUACAAAAAAUUACUGAUGUUGCCGUGGAGUUUUUGAGUCAGCAAGUGGUGGCGGGUGCUCAAAUAUUACAAGUUUUUGAGAGUUGGGGUGGCGAACUUUCGUCUGUGGAUUUUGAUGAAUUCUCCCUACCAUACCUAAGGCAGAUUGCUGAAAGAGUACCUAAGAGAUUGCAAGAAUUGGGCAUUUUGGAACACAUUCCUAUGAUAGUUUUUGCAAAAGGGUCAUGGUAUGCGUUAGACAAGCUAUGCGAUUCAGGAUUUGAUGUUGUUUCUUUGGACUGGUCCUGGGACCCAAGGGAAGCAGUGAAGGUAAACAACAAUCGUGUCACCUUGCAAGGCAACCUUGAUCCUGGUGUCAUGUAUGGUUCUAAAGAGGUAAUAACGAAGAAAGUUAAACAAAUGAUUGAGGCUUUUGGGGGUGGAAAGUCCCGCUACAUCGUUAACUUUGGUCACGGUACCCACCCUUUUAUGGAUCCAGACGUCAUCAAGUUUUUCUUGGAGGAGUGCCAUAGAAUUGGUUCGCUGUAG